This is a messenger RNA of Neolamprologus brichardi, 729 nucleotides long. The record is from RefSeq and is a predicted model, not a curated record. NCBI's taxonomy places the organism in Eukaryota, Metazoa, Chordata, Actinopteri, Cichliformes, Cichlidae.
CCAGGAAGAACUUUACCGGAGCCGUGAAUGUCUCUGCCCUGACUUCACCCUCCAAACUAUGUGGUCUUGUCUAAUCCACAGCGGAGCUCAGACGGUUCUAUGAGUCCCACCAUGAACACGUCCUCGGUGUCUCUGCUCCAGCUCUCCUGGACCGGGUUCAGACUGUAUGCAUCUAAAGGCCAUCGCUCCGGAGCCCUGAGCCUGAUGGCAGCAGCUUCCACCCGUCUUCCACACAUCUCACCCUGUAGAUGCUCCUUAUCCAGCAACGUCAAAGUGCGCUCCUACCUGCAGUACGUCAAACGCAAGAUCAUAUCCCCCCCCAGUCCUCCGUACAGCCACGUGUGUCAGGUAGGGGACCCGGUGCUGCGUUCACAUGCAGCUGCUGUGGACCCUUCAGCUGUAACGGGACCUGAGAUCCAGCGUGUCAUUAAAACUAUGGUGGCAGUAAUGAGGAAGCUUGAGUGCGUGGGACUGAGUGCGCCUCAAAUUGGUGUGCCGCUCCGGAUCCUGGCUCUGGAAUAUCCCCAAAAAAUGUUGGAAGAGAGCUCGCCUGCCACGAGGGAGGUCCGCGGUCUCUCCGUCCAGCCCCUAAGGAUCUUUGUGAACCCACAGCUGAGGGUGCUGGAUGGUCGGACGGUGCUGUUUCAGGAGGCCUGUGAGAGCAUCUCGGGCUUCUCUGCCACGGUUCCCCGCUACCUGUCUGUGGAAGUGUCUGGUACGCAUGCUUAA